This is a messenger RNA of Peromyscus leucopus (white-footed mouse), 2051 nucleotides long. Its product is annotated as gem-associated protein 8-like. Gene Ontology annotation, cellular component: SMN complex. NCBI's taxonomy places the organism in Eukaryota, Metazoa, Chordata, Mammalia, Rodentia, Cricetidae. Gene Ontology annotation, biological process: spliceosomal snRNP assembly. The transcript has a single exon. The record is from RefSeq and is a predicted model, not a curated record. The coding region runs from base 536 to 1252 and encodes 238 amino acids.
CACUCUUUGUACUUCUUUUUUAUUUUUUAUUUUUGGUCAUUCAUCUGUAGUGGGGGGAUUUCUUGAUCUUCAUCAGUGGUGACCCUGUUGCUGCCUCUGGCCAGCCAGGACCUUCAGCCUCUAGGAGGCUGGACUCAAGUGCCUGAUUUCUAUGAGACUCUCCUCUAGGAGGUGUACCCUUGCCUCCUCCAUCCGGGACCCGGUUGAGGGCCCAUCCCUACGAAGGCAGGUUUACCUCAAUAAGAGAAUGUACUUUCCUCCCCAGAAUUCCUACCUCUCACCAGCAGUCAUGAGGUUGGGCUUGGUCUGUCUGCCUGAGGCUUGACUCAAAAGGUCUUAUUUCCUUGACACAAAAGGUCUUAUUUCCUUCCUUUCCGUUCUGUCUUUUUCUUUUGGACUCUUCCAGGGCAUGUUUUUAAAAACAUAAAAGGCCCCCUCCACGGAGAACUGGGCCCGUGGUUGCCCACCGCCUGAGAUCUGCAAGCUGCAUGCCCACGAGUAUCCACUUGGACUUUUGCAAGCAGAGACAGCAGCGAUGACAUCCAAAUGGAGCGCCACCGCAUCUUGGUAUUCUCACCCAGCGUAUGCCAGAUACUGGCGACAUUAUCACCAUGCCAUGUUUUGGAUGCGAAGCCACCAGAAUGCCUACAGAAAGUCCAGGGAUUCCUAUUUCAUGUCCCCGUGGUUCUCUCCUCCUGGAGUUCUUCCCUGGAACUCUUUUGCUUAUGAGGCUAAGCGUGCUUGGAACCUUCAAGGCCAGCACAUGGCCCGGCAGGAGCCUCCCUACAGUGUUUCUCGUCUCCAAAGCUCUGGGCAGCCUCUGUGGGAUAGCAGAAGAACCCAGGCCUCCCCCAGAGAAGAUGAAGCCCCGCAUGAAGAGGAAGAGAUGGAGUCGGAUUCAGAUAACGAAGUAGAAUGCGACGUGAGCAGCAUGGAAAUCACCGAGGAGCUCCGCCAGUACUUUGCGGAGACCGAGAGGCACCGGGAGGAGCGGCGGCGACAGCAGCAGAAAGACGCGGAGCGCCUGGAAGACUAUGUGAACGCCGACCACGGCCUGUACUACAACCACCGCCGCUCAGCCGAGCCCCCGGCCGAGAAGCCCGGGGAGCGGCGCCGAGCCGAGAUGCAGCGCCUGUAUGGGGACAGCGCCCCCAAGAUCCUGGCCAUGGAGGCUGCUGCGCAGCUGAGCUUUGACAAGUACUGUGAUAAAAAGCAGCCAAAAUACUGGCCUGUCAUUCCCCUCAAGUUCUGAGUCCCAGGCACAGGGGCCCUGGGGAGUGCCUCCUGGACACGGUUCCUGGGCGCUCCCUCUUACCUUUGGAGUGUUCCCUUCAUCUCUCCGGGAUAUUUUUCAGAGAAGGAGGCUUGUAUACCUGACACAGUGGAUGCAAUCUGUCAGCCACUUAGAAUUCGGUCAGCAGGAGGUGCGCUGUUGCCAACACAAGGAAUGCCAUAAAGUGACAGUCGUGUACAUUGUCCUGGCUCUUGACUUGCUCUGUAGUAGUUCAUUGCAAUUCUUGCCUAGAGAUACUGUCUAGUGGUUUGCAUUUGUAUUUCCUUCUUUAAACCUUCCUGGCUGUCACACAAGCCUGAAGCCACAGGUCUUUUUUUUUUUUUUUGAGUCUAGUUCUCAUAUAGCCCCAGCUGGCCUCAAACUCUCAAGUCCUCCUGCUUCCACCUCCCAGCUGCUAGCUUACAGGUGUGCGCCCCAACUGGGCUCCGAUCCACAUAUUCUCACUGACUGUGACCCCUGGAUCCCUCUGAGAAUGAUGCAGGUGAACACUAAGACAAAUGCCACCGUCACUCGGCCAGGUGUCAGCCUGCGUGCUCCAUAAAAGGCCCGAAAGCAAAUACUUGGGUUUGGCAGGCCAUGUGGUCUGUCAGAACUGCCUAACCCUGACUUUAUAGCACACAAACAGCCAUGGAUACUGAGUAAACAAAUGGAUGUGACUCUAUUCUAAUAAAACUUUAUUUGUAAAAUAAAAAAACAUAAAAGUAUGUUUUUAGACUCCCUAAGGCUUUGGGCUUCCUAUUUUUCUAAAACUCUCCUU